AUGGUGACCGAAGAUAUUCCAGUGGUGAUGAUAAAGCCUAUGGCUCCGGAACAAGCUAUGAUCAGAAGCAGUGAAGAGGAGGUGGCGCUGAGUUCCUGGAGCUGGCCUGCUGAGUCAGCAUUUGCUGACUCAGCAUCUUCUCGUGACACGUCAUCCGUUUCUGCGGGCAGCGGCGAGGCAGUGGUGGUGCGACAGCUGGCGUUUAACGGUUGGUCGUCUGACGUGGUUCGGGUUGCCCGGGCUGGACCACCCGCUUGGCGUCGAAAGGCGCCGAUCACAAAGCCUCUUCUGGUCGCCUCUCUGCUGUGCGGUGCCGUGCUGCUGUACCGAGGGACUCGGAGCGACAAAGUGUUGCGAUGCAAUGAACCCACAGCAUCCCUCUGCUACACUCACAUCGUGAUUCAGUCACCACCGUCAGCGCUCAUGAAGGGGAGGCGAGGGCUGAAGGCAGGUGCAGAAGCAGCAGAGGGGGAGGCGGUGGAGGGAGGAGAGGAGAACAGGAGAGAAGGAACGGGGGAAGAAUCGAGUGAGGGAGAGAGUGUGAAGGAAGACGGGAGGGGAAUCGGAGAGGGAGAGGGGGGGAGUGCGGUGGGGGAGGGGGGGGUGACAAAGGGUAUGGGUGCUGGGGGAUGGAGAGGGGUGGUGGUGGGAAGAGGGAGGGAGGAGAGGAUGAGGGUGGUGGUGGCGCCUCAUGUGAACCCGGAGCAUGCCCGCAUGCUGGAAGGACUGAAGGAGCUUCAGGUGAUAGAUGCUGACGUGGCACCAGCUGGCAUAUGCACGAGGAGGGAGUUUGCCACGUGGCUGAUGGCUUUCAGUGAGAAGCUCUCAGCCUCGCCCACCGAUAGGGUGUAUCCCGCCAUGUUUAUAGAGGGGAUAUCGGAGCAGGCCUAUGCUGACGUGGCACCCGAUGACCAGGACUUCGCCGCCAUUCAAGGUCUGGCCGAAGCUGGCAUUCUGCCCAGCCUGUUGGGUCGGAAGGACGAGGCGGGAGGGGCAGCGGCAGGGGAAGGUGCAGGGGAGGGUGAGGCGCUAUUCCGGCCAGACAGUCCCCUCACCCGUCAGGAUCUGCUGACGUGGCGCUUUGCUCUGGAGUAUUCCCACCUCCCGCCGCCCGACCUUGCCGCCCUGCGCCACACAUGCGGGCUCAUUGACGCCGCCCGAAUCUCCCCUGCCGCCCAAAGAGCCGCUGCUGCGGCGCUCACGUUCGGCCGAACCUAUGAGACGGUGAACGAGGCUGCGGUUCGGGUGGAGGUGGCGGAAGCUCGGAAGGAAGCUGACGUGGCGAGGCAGGAGGCUGAUGAGGGGGAGGUGGGAGGAGGAGGUGCGGGUGUGGAAGGUAGCGCUUCUGAUGGGACGGAGGAGUGCAGCAUCCAAGAACCUGCUAUUCUCCCCCCCGGCUGGUGGGCGGAGUUGAUUCAACAGAGAGCAGAGGAGGCGAAACACGGCGCUGCCAAGAAUCUGGUAAAAAUCAAAGAGCGUUCUGCUGACGUGGCGUCCAGCCUGGCUGCCAGCGUGGCGGACGGCAGCUUGCAGCGGUCGUUGAGUAAAAGGGCCGAGGAAGCUGCCAGGAAGGUGCGGGGGCUACAGGGUGCUGAUCUGAAGGAAGGUGCGAGGAUGGUGCGGGAGCAAGUGGGAGGGGAGGUGGGGAGGAGGAUCGAGGGAGUGAGGGAGGUAGGGGAGAGGAUGGUGUCAAUGGGGAGGGAGGAGGCAAGUAGAAUGGUGAGGGUGGGUAAAGGGGUGAUGGACAGUGGGGUGAGGGAGAUACGGGAGAAAGCAGGGUACAGGUGGGCUGCUGGGAGGGCUGCUGGGAAGGCUGGCAGCAGGGGUUCUGUUGGUUCUGCUACUGCUGCUGCUGGUGCUGCUGGUGCUGCUGGUGGUGGUGUGAAGAAGCAGUGA
Closterium sp. NIES-65 is the source of this 1896-nucleotide messenger RNA. NCBI's taxonomy places the organism in Eukaryota, Viridiplantae, Streptophyta, Zygnematophyceae, Desmidiales, Closteriaceae. The record is from the annotation of a GenBank genome assembly.